CUUGACUAGAUACAAUCAACCACCAUGAAGCUUCUGGUUGUGUCAGUGUUAGUGGCAGCAGCGUCAGCAGCGCUCCAGUCUUAUUCUGCCCCUGAGGCUGGACAAGCUGGACACUCUGGUGUUCCACUCCCAGCAGCGGUUGGACAUUCUGCUGGUGCUGGACACUCUGCCGGUGCUGGUCUUUCAGUUGGUGCCGGGCACUCAGCUGGUGCUGGACUUGGUGUUGGUGCCGGACACUCUGCUGGUGCUGGACUUGGUGUUGGUGCCGGACACUCUGCUGGUGCUGGCUUUGCAGCAGGAUGCAGGGAUGGUGAAGUCCUCCACGUAGAUGGUACUUGUGUCACCCCAGAAAUUAAUCGAAAGGUGUACGUCUUCAAUGUUCCUGAACAACCCAGGGAGCCCAGUGGCCCACCGCCAAGCAUUCCUCCUCCUCGUAUUGAUCAUAAUAUUCUCUUUGUAAAGCUACCAGAAGAAGGACCAGGACCUGAGCCCAUCGUUCUUCCUCCACCGAGGACAGAAAGCAUCGUGUACGUGCUCAACAAGAAGACUGAAGAGGGUCAGCGUGUGAUCGAAGUACCAGCUCAACCUCAGACCGAUCCUGAAGUUUACUUCGUCAACUAUCAAGACGGAGAAAAUCCGACUCUUCCCAUUGGUGUAGAUCUCGAGACUGCCCUCAGUGCAGCUGCUGCAACAAGCGGUCAAGUCCUCGGAGUUACCGGAGGCCUUGGUGGAGCUGCAGGUACUGUAGGAGGCCAUGGUGGAAUUGGUGGAGCCGCAGGUGCUGCCGGAGGUCAUUUUAACGGAGGCUUCGUGAUUGGAGAUGACAGCGAUGAGCUUACCAGCGGAUUUGGUAGCGGGACUGCUGGUCCAUCGACGCUAUAUAGAACUCCAUGAACACAUAAAUAAAACAAGCUUCGCUCAACAAAGAAACUCGCAUAAUGUUGUUAAUAAAUGUAAAUGUUC
Penaeus vannamei (Pacific white shrimp) is the source of this 963-nucleotide messenger RNA. Its product is annotated as elastin. The record is from RefSeq and is a predicted model, not a curated record. Lineage: Eukaryota; Metazoa; Arthropoda; Malacostraca; Decapoda; Penaeidae.